AUGACGAGCACGAUCGGGAUCCCCAUCAAGCUGCUGAACGAAGCGCAGGGCCAUGUCGUAACGCUGGAGAUUACAUCUGGACAGGUCUACCGUGGCAAGCUGCUCGAAGCUGAGGACAAUAUGAAUGUGCAAUUGAAGGAUAUCACUGUCACGGCGCGCGAUGGGCGGGUCAGCCACUUGGAUCAGGUCUAUAUUCGGGGAUCGCAUGUGCGGUUCUUUAUUGUGCCUGAUAUGCUUCGGUAUGGUCCCUGCUCCCAGCUCUACUGCUUCUAUCCCUCCUUCAUGCUUUCAAUCACGGAAAACCGGCUAACGCGUGAGCUGCAGAAACGCGCCGAUGUUCAGAAGUAG
Drepanopeziza brunnea f. sp. 'multigermtubi' MB_m1 is the source of this 348-nucleotide messenger RNA. The record is from RefSeq and is a predicted model, not a curated record. Lineage: Eukaryota; Fungi; Ascomycota; Leotiomycetes; Helotiales; Drepanopezizaceae.